AUGACUUUUCUCCACUCGUAUAAAACCCUAAUUGUCCGGGUAAUACACAACGAAACACCAAUUUAAAACUAUCUUUUCAAUUUUCUCUCAGAUCUCUCUCUCUUUUUUCUUCUCCGAAAAACAAAAAAACAUCAACAGGAACAACAAUGGCAGAUCAACUCACUGACGAUCAGAUCUCUGAAUUUAAGGAAGCUUUCAGCUUAUUCGACAAGGAUGGAGAUGGUUGCAUCACAACCAAGGAGCUCGGAACAGUUAUGCGAUCACUAGGACAAAAUCCUACAGAGGCUGAACUUCAGGACAUGAUUAAUGAGGUUGACGCUGAUGGAAAUGGUACCAUUGAUUUUCCGGAGUUCCUCAACCUUAUGGCCAGGAAAAUGAAGGAUACCGACUCUGAGGAAGAACUUAAGGAGGCCUUCCGAGUGUUUGACAAGGACCAGAAUGGUUUCAUUUCCGCAGCUGAGUUGCGCCAUGUCAUGACCAACCUAGGCGAGAAGCUCACUGAUGAGGAGGUUGACGAGAUGAUCCGAGAAGCUGAUGUUGACGGUGAUGGUCAGAUCAACUAUGAGGAAUUCGUCAAAGUCAUGAUGGCCAAGUGAGGACCCCUUCACUUCACUCCCUCUCUCUCUCUAAAAAUACAGAAACAAAAAAAACAAAAAAAAAAUGGAAACAAGGCAGAUAAGUAUUUAUUACAUUCUCCUCUAUGAAUUUGUUUUAACUAAAAUAGAUCUCGAAGGAAAAGCGUAAGGUGAUUUCUUUGGUGGUCUGGUCAGUCAGUCAGUCUUAUCUCCUUGUUCCAUCUUUCGUUGUGUAAUUGCCGUUUGUCUUUUCGGUCAUUCGUCAUCUUUCUUUGUAUUAGGUUGGAUUUGUAGGUUGUUUAUUUCUUUCUUUCUCUCUUGAAUAUCUUUUUGUCGUUGAAGGUUGAGAUGAUGACAUUUGUCUAAAUGUGUUUUGAGUCUUGUUUGGAUGACUAAUUUUAUUGAAAUCCUUAUUAUCAUUAUUGUAAAAAGAAUUCUCAA
Papaver somniferum (opium poppy) is the source of this 1016-nucleotide messenger RNA. Its product is annotated as calmodulin-7. Gene Ontology annotation, molecular function: calcium ion binding; enzyme regulator activity. The coding region runs from base 147 to 596 and encodes 149 amino acids. NCBI's taxonomy places the organism in Eukaryota, Viridiplantae, Streptophyta, Magnoliopsida, Ranunculales, Papaveraceae. The record is from RefSeq and is a predicted model, not a curated record. The transcript has 2 exons.